Penicillium vulpinum is the source of this 543-nucleotide messenger RNA. RefSeq lists its product as uncharacterized. The transcript is spliced from 2 exons. Bases 1 to 543 code for a protein of 180 amino acids. NCBI's taxonomy places the organism in Eukaryota, Fungi, Ascomycota, Eurotiomycetes, Eurotiales, Aspergillaceae. The record is from RefSeq and is a predicted model, not a curated record.
AUGGCCCACUCUGAUCCUAUCACCCUAUACACCUGUGCGACUCCGAAUGGCUUCAAAAUUUCCAUCACCCUCGAAGAGCUAGGUCUAUCGUACAAUGCACGACCCAUUAAUCUCGUAUCCAUGAGCAGAAAGAAGAGUAUGAUAGCGACAAUUCGCUAUAUUCAGCUAUGCCAAGCGCACCACUUCGCUGGCUUCGCUCCUGUCCGUUCCGACUGGGUUAUCCAGCGCUAUGUGGACGAAACCAAGCGACUCUACAUGGUCCUGAACACGCGUCUCGGGGAAUCGCCCUAUGUCGCGGGCGAGAAGUUUACAAUCGCAGAUAUCGCCAGUUUUUGCUGGGUGCGGGCGUCGCCAAACCUAUUAGAUUUCAAUCUCGAUGAUUGGCCGGCGAUUCGGAAAUGGUAUGAUUCGAUUAUGGAGAGGGACACUGUGCAGAAGGCACUCAAUAUACCGACGCCUGCGAUGAUCGAGGCUCAGUUUGCGGCGAUUGUGGCAGGUAAGAGAAAGGAGAUGCUGGAGAGGAAGAAUGCGGAUUCGAAGUAG